Suillus plorans is the source of this 1135-nucleotide messenger RNA. RefSeq lists its product as uncharacterized. The transcript is spliced from 2 exons. The record is from RefSeq and is a predicted model, not a curated record. Lineage: Eukaryota; Fungi; Basidiomycota; Agaricomycetes; Boletales; Suillaceae. Bases 170 to 1048 code for a protein of 292 amino acids.
UCGUGGCCGUUUAUGGACGAUGCUCUGCUGGCAGCGUGGCCUUUAAUUUUAAGCUCGCACCUGGAACGCAUAUAAAGCGUGCAUCACCUGCAUUUAUCAUCGCAGGACGAUUUCUGUUAUUACCACUUAAUCGAUCUUUCCAAUCGCUUCUCCGUCAUUGACUGUUAUUAUGACCACCACAUCGAGCCUUUCCAUCACUCUUGCUCAAGCUAUCGCUUAUCUCAUUCGACCUCUUACCGUUACGCACCCUACUACGACCACCAACAAGCUUCAGUCUGCGCUUGAGGCGAACUUGACUGCACUGUUCGCCCCGACAUGGACUCCCAAUGAACCACUUCGUGGUUCCAGCCAGCGUUGCCUCACUCUCUCCCCUAAUUGCCUCCCUCCACGUGCCAUAUAUACCGCAUGCCUUGCAUCCAAUGUUCAGUGGUUCGACUGGAUUGCAUCCUUGGGCGGACGUGAGUUCGACUUUCGUGUCGAUCCAGGAUGCAUCUCUGUGCAGUUCGAGAAGGGUACCAAGCUCAUUACGAUCUGGUCGGAGGGACCGAUCGCUAAGGCUGUGUCCGUCGCGCAUCAUACGCCUUUUAGCCAGCUGCCACCCAACAACUCAAGGUCUAAGACACUUGCCCAGCAGCUCUGGGAAUAUGAUCGCACAGAGGAUGAAGAACUUUUCGCAUUGCUUGCUGACGAAAUCAGUGCACCCACUUGGAUGAUCCCUAUCGUUGACCGUUUCCCUACUCCUGCACGUUCUAAAUCGCCCCUCUCUACUAUAUCUACCGAUCUGUGCUCCAGCCAUUGCUCGUCUGACUCCUGUUUCUCUAUCAUGGCUGCCUCCACCUCGUCGCCUAAGAAGAGCAACAAGCAGCUAUCCCAACUUACCCGCCACGAGAAGACAAGGCAGCUUCGUGUCUUUGUAGACACCUCCAAGACUGAAGUUACCCCCUACGAUGGUGGCAAGACCACUGUCCUCACCGGCGGUGUGAUGCUGGGAGCUGCACCUCCCAAGGGCAAGAGCGGCCCUUCUAUUUCUGCUCGGCGCCACGCAUAAACAGCUAUGCUUCCCUUUAUCACCCGGCCCACGAACUUCCCCACGGGAUGAUUUUCCUAUACGCCUAUUUACGCUCCGCACACUUCA